CAGCACCGGGCCCUUAUUUACUGUCAGACGCAGAUGCAUACAGAGAACGUGCAUGUGCGUGUCUUGUGGGGCAUACAUAGACAGCGGUUUUAUAAUAGGCGGCCAUCCCUUUGUACUCGUUUGUGGUAGAUCGAUUUCUAUACAUGGAGUCGGUGGUCGGAUCAGAUCACUUGUAUCCAGCUCGGCGGGCAGAGUUCUGGCAGGUGCUGCUCUGCAUGGGGUUUGACCCCUCGGCCGCAUGCACAGGCGCAUACUCGGGAUUGGCUCUGGAGCCCACAGUGUUUGAGAACGGCAUCUACCACACCAAGGCAGCAGAGGUGAUCCUGCACUUUCUGUUCACACAGCUGGAUGCGGGGCGAUUCAGGCGCGAGUUCUUUGACUGCUGGCCUGUAUGCGAUCCACGGCAGUCGCGGGAUUUCCGGUCACACUCGUUCAAGUGGCUGGAGGAGUUCAAAAAGGACACAGCGAAUUGGCCCGCAGACGUGCCGGUUCGGCGGUCCUACGUGGACGAGUGCCGCGGAGUGCGGUUCGAGGAGAUGCUGUGGACGCUGGCGAAACACACGGCGCUUCAUCUGCUGCAUGGCCCAUGGCGCCCGGCGCUGAAACACGCCUGUGGCCGAUGUGCCAAUCGGCGAGCGCGGCAAGCUGAGCCACCAGCAGCACGAGCAAAUAAGCAAGGCGCUGGCGAGCUGCCGGGCACGGUAUGCGCGGCUGGACAAGAGACAGAAUGCAAGCGCAGGCUGCAUGGCGGCGAGCCGAGCAGGAUCUGCGAGCCGAAAUAGGCAGCGCCCGCGAGGAGCGCGACAAGACACGCCAUGCAUUCCGCUCGAUGCGCCGAGCCCUCAACUCAGCAUGCCCCGGCACUGUUGCCGUGCCAGGAAUCGAGGCUAGUGCCGCCGAGGUGCAGCAGGAGCUGGAGAAGCUGGCCUGAGGAGGCCCGGGGACUGUGGGCGGCGACCAGUGGGUGGGUGGAUGCGCACCGGGCA
Molecule: messenger RNA, 986 nt
Organism: Linderina pennispora
Lineage: Eukaryota; Fungi; Kickxellomycota; Kickxellomycetes; Kickxellales; Kickxellaceae
Exons: 2
Coding region: 144-782 (212 amino acids)
Biological process (GO): spindle assembly
Cellular component (GO): mitotic spindle microtubule; HAUS complex
Molecular function (GO): microtubule binding
Source: RefSeq, a predicted model, not a curated record